AUGGAGAGCAGCCCAAAUCCUAUUGCUGGUCUGCGCGUGGCAGUCAAGCAGACCAGUACAUAUCCCCUCACCAUCACCAUCACCGUCGUUAAUGAUAAUGACCAUACGGUGACAUUUCUCGUAUAUAAUUCGCCGUUGGAUGUCGCCGCGCCCUCUAUUGGUCUGCUCACCAUCACGCCUGACGGUGCUUCAGAGCCUCUAGACUUGCCAAAGCUCCAGAUUCAGAGACAGUGGCCGCCUAGUCCCGAAUCGCUCAUUCAGCUAGAGCCAAGCGCAAGUCAAACAGCAGAAAUUGUUCUCAAGGACUUUGUUACCUCCAAACUUACGAAAAAGGCGUCUGUUACUCUCAAGGGUCGUUGGGAUAUGGUGUGGAACAAGCAGAAAGAUGCUGUUACAGCUGAAAUGAUGGAGCAAGCACAGCUGCAGCUCGACCCAGACAUGUUCAGUGGCAGCUUCGCUACCGAAGGCUUGGAAAUAUUCGCCGCAUAA
Trichoderma asperellum CBS 433.97 is the source of this 489-nucleotide messenger RNA. RefSeq lists its product as uncharacterized. The record is from RefSeq and is a predicted model, not a curated record. NCBI's taxonomy places the organism in Eukaryota, Fungi, Ascomycota, Sordariomycetes, Hypocreales, Hypocreaceae.